Penicillium maclennaniae is the source of this 1446-nucleotide messenger RNA. Its product is annotated as aldehyde dehydrogenase family protein. The transcript is spliced from 2 exons. Lineage: Eukaryota; Fungi; Ascomycota; Eurotiomycetes; Eurotiales; Aspergillaceae. Gene Ontology annotation, molecular function: aldehyde dehydrogenase (NAD+) activity. The coding region runs from base 1 to 1446 and encodes 481 amino acids. The record is from RefSeq and is a predicted model, not a curated record.
AUGGCUGAGACUGCUACAAACGGUCCUUUGGACUUUACUACCUUCCAUAAUAUCAUAAACAACGAAUUGUCCUCAACUUCUACGACUCGGCACAGUAUCAACCCUGCGAAUUCCACACCCAACCCUGAAGUUCCAGUCGCAAGCCAUGAAGAUGUCGAUCGGGCCGUAAAAUGUGCCCGCGAUGCUUUCAAGACGUGGUCUAAGACAUCUUUUGCCGAGCGUCGAAACGCUCUGUCAGCUUACGCUAACGCUCUCGACGCUAACGCCGAUGCAUUCGCUAAGACCCUCACCAUGGAGCAGGGAAAGCCACUGAACCAAGCCGCUACCGAGGUCGGAAUGGCCUCUAAUUGGAUUCGGGCCAUGAGUGAAAUUGAAAUCAAGGAGAACGUUAUCGAGGAGAAGGAUGAUCUGAAGAUUGUUCAGCGCUAUACGCCUAUGGGUGUGGCUGGUGCGAUCGUGCCGUGGAAUUUCCCCGUGCUCCUUGCUAUGGGCAAGAUUGUCGGUGCUGUUUACACUGGUAAUGCUGUUAUCAUUAAACCUUCGCCGUUCACUCCUUAUUGUGGCUUAAAGUUGGCUGAGUUGGCGACUCGAUUCUUCCCUCCGGGUGUAAUUCAGUGUCUGAGUGGCGAUGAUAGCCUUGGCCCGAUGUUCACAGAUCACCCUGGUAUCGAUAAAAUUAGCUUUACCGGCUCUAUUGCAACUGGUAAGCGGGUGAUGGCAAGCUGCGCUAAGACACUUAAGCGAGUGACCCUGGAGCUUGGCGGAAAUGACCCUGCUAUUAUCUGCGAUGAUGUGGACAUUGACGCGAUCAUUCCCAAAAUUGGUAUUCUGUCCUAUCUUUGCAGUUCCCAAAUUUGCAUGAUGAUCAAGCGUCUUUAUGUUCACGAAAGAAUCUACGACGCCUUCCUGGAGAAGCUGAUCGCCUUCGUAAAGACGCUUAAGGUUGGAGACGGCAACGAGGCCGAUGUCUUCUUCGGUCCUGUCCAGAACAAAAUGCAAUACGAGAAAGCUAAGGCGCUUUUUAGCUCCAUCACAACUGAAAAUCUGAAGGCUGUACUGGGUGGUUCGAUCGAGGACUCGCACGGAUACUUCAUCCACCCGACUAUCAUUGACAACCCGCCCGAGUCAUCUCGCGUCGUCCAAGAGGAGCCCUUCGCGCCCAUCCUUCCCAUCAUGAAAUGGUCCGACGAGGACGAUGUCCUUGAGAAGGCGAAUGCCCUGGAGACUGGCCUUGGUGCAUCAGUCUGGAGUAAUGAUUUUGAGCGGGCUACUCGCAUGGCUAAUCAGCUCCAGGCGGGUGUUGUUUGGGUCAACUCGCACUUUGAUGUUUCCCCUAAGGUGCCGUUUGGUGGUCAUAAGCAAAGUGGUAUGGGUGUUGAGUGGGGCCUCAGUGGCCUGUUGGCUUAUUGCAACUCGCAGACGCAGUGGUUGAAGAGAGGCAUCUAG